CAAAAGUCUCCAUCUUUCUCCAUAAAGAUUGGCAAUUAUUGAUGUUCUCAAAAUGAGUAGUUUCUCAAUUUUGAAGUUGAAUUAAUUCCUAGCUAGUUAGUAGCUGCUCGUCCUCUUCAUCCCCCCAUCUUGAUAAAGCUACAAUUAAUAAUGAGUUCAGGCAGACCGUCAUCUGCUUAUUUCUUCAUGUUAGCAUCGUUCAUCUUCAUUUCCAUAUCCACUCGUGGUUCUCUUGCCAUUGAAUACACUUAUGUUAGAGCCGCUGCGCCAUCACCAACAAGCGUACGCGACGGAACAAUUAAUGAACGACCCACUGCGCCAUCACCAACAAGAUCGAGACGACGCUACGGAACAAUUACUGAACGACCAACAAUUACGCCAUCACCAGUCCCAGACUUGGCACCCAUUCCUAUCAUACAAUUCUACAAGUACGCGCCAGCACCAGAGCCCACCUUUUCAGAUGACGAACCAGGUUGGAGCGGGUAUAAUCCUUCAAAGCACAAGCGGGCCAAGUGGCAGCUUGAACUUGGCAUUGGCAUGGCUGCGAUUUUAAUUCUCUCUUUGGGAGUAAUCUGCAGCGUUAAAAGAGGAUACUUGUCAUGUCAUGCAAUUCCCUGGGGGAGAAAAGAUGCAAUGAAUGAUCCGAUUAGUGCCGAGGAAAUGAUGAAGAAUUAUGGAUCAAUAGCCCCGAAGCGUUACACCUAUUCAGAAGUGAAGAAACUGACCAAUUCCUUCAAAGAUAAAGUAGGACAAGGUGGAUUUGGAGUUGUAUACAAAGGGAAGCUCCCUGAUGGUGAUGGACGUAUCGUUGCUGUGAAGGUCCUUAGCGAGACCAAAGGUAAUGGAGAGGAAUUUAUUAACGAAGUGGCCAGCAUUAGCAGAACUUCGCAUGUUAAUAUAGUCAAUCUUUUGGGGUUCUGCUAUGAGAGGAAUAAAAGAGCUCUACUCUAUGAAUUUGUUUCUAAUGGAUCUCUUGAUAAGUUCAUAUAUGAUGAAGGAACUUCAGUCACAAAUUGUCAUUUGGACAGCCGAACGAUGUUCCAAAUUGCAGCUGGCGUUGCUCGAGGACUAGAGUACUUGCACCGAGGUUGCCGGACAAGGAUUCUACAUUUUGACAUAAAACCUCAUAAUAUACUUUUGGAUGAAGAUUUGUGCCCCAAAAUCUCUGAUUUUGGCCUUGCUAAACUAUGCAAAACAAAAGAGAGUAUUGUGUCAAUGACAGGCUUGAGAGGAACUGCAGGAUUUAUUGCACCCGAAGUUUUCAGUCGGAACUUUGGUGGAGUCUCUCACAAAUCAGACGUUUAUAGCUAUGGAAUGUUGGUUCUCGAGAUGGUUGGAGGAAGAAAAAAUUUUCAAUCUGGAGCAUCUCAUACCAGCCAAAUAUACUUUCCCCACUGGAUAUAUAACAAGCUGCAACAAGAAGAAAGUCUUGUUAAUACUUUUGGGGAUAUAACAGAUGUGGAAGAAGACACGAUAAAAAAGUUGCUAAUAGUAAGUUUAUGGUGCAUCCAAACUAAUCCUUCAGAUCGACCAUCGAUGGCUAAGGUGAUAGAGAUGUUAGAAGGUACUAGUCUUUUAUCUCUACAACUUCCACCAAAACCUUUCCUGGAUUCCCCUACAAGGUCACCUUAAAAUGCUUCCUUAACUUCACUCAUAAUAAACCAAUCAUUGAGAUGGUUGUGAAGAUAGAAUUUUGUUAGUAGGGGGCUAGCUUAUUUGAAGAGAUUUGAUCUCUUUAUGUAUGUGAUGUGUGUUUAUGCAAAAUAUUUACAGAUAAGUUGUAAAUUUAAUUUCACAAGUUGUAAGGUAACCGUCGACAAAAAUUAUGUCUAUAAUAUUAAAAAAGGAUGCUUGUCAAGCAA
Messenger RNA from Juglans regia (Persian walnut), 1862 nucleotides. Its product is annotated as PR5-like receptor kinase. Bases 151 to 1632 code for a protein of 493 amino acids. The record is from RefSeq and is a predicted model, not a curated record. The transcript is spliced from 4 exons. Gene Ontology annotation, biological process: protein phosphorylation. Gene Ontology annotation, molecular function: ATP binding; protein kinase activity. NCBI's taxonomy places the organism in Eukaryota, Viridiplantae, Streptophyta, Magnoliopsida, Fagales, Juglandaceae.